Chlamydomonas reinhardtii is the source of this 1542-nucleotide messenger RNA. RefSeq lists its product as uncharacterized. The record is from RefSeq and is a predicted model, not a curated record. The coding region runs from base 128 to 415 and encodes 95 amino acids. NCBI's taxonomy places the organism in Eukaryota, Viridiplantae, Chlorophyta, Chlorophyceae, Chlamydomonadales, Chlamydomonadaceae. The transcript is spliced from 2 exons.
CGGGCAAUUCCCACGCCCUGUGGGAUCCAGCAAUCGGACUUGACCACAUCAGCCGGACAACGGCCAGCUUUAACAAGCUGAAAGGUUCAGAGUAUGACGUCUCCAACAAAGAAGAAGCCAUUACAAAAUGCAGUGUUUUCAAGGACGUGACGUCAACUCCGCAACCAACAUCCGGCACGCGCUGGUGGAGAUGCUGCUGGGGCACAAGCGACCUGCAUCGCUGCAGGCUGGCGGCGGCGGCGGCGGUGGCAGCGGCGGCGGCGGCGGCGGCAGCGGCGGCGGCGGCAGCGGCGGCGGCGGCAGCGGCAGCAGCGGGGGCGCGUGCGCGCAUCUUGGUAGCGGAGGGGGCGGGAAAGGCCACGUGGAGGAGGAGAGUGCAGCGCCGCCCAAGAAGCGGCGCAAGCGCGCAGGCUGAGGAGCCGGCUGGCGGUGUCUAGGUAGCGGUCCGCGGUAGCGGCAUGACAAGCAGUGCGGCUGUUGACAACUGUGCUGUUUCUGGCUGCGGUUGGCUUUGCUGUGGCAUCACGAUUGCUAGGCACCUGGUUUGGCUAUGUGCCUGUGGAAAGCGACCCCGGCUAUGUCCGGGCGAUGGGGUUGUUCGGCCUCAGACUGUGGAGGGGCUCAGCCCCUUUUCCCGUGACCGGGGAACACUUGUCAAGUGCAGCGUGCCGCGUGUCACACCUUUGCGAAAGCCCGCCCCUGCAUCGUUAUCUAAAGGUGUGACCCUGACUUCAGGACACGGUACGAAGUCCCCAUUAGAACAAUGCGUUUCAUCUCGGCCCUGAAGUGCGCACGCCAGCCCGCGCGCCCGCGCUGGCCACAGGUGGUGUGUCGUUUACGACAUACCCUUGCCAGCUGCUGUCGAAAGAAUUCUCAAUAAUCUGCAACAAUCAAUUUCCGCAAGCCUACUUCAGGUUGAUUCUCAUUGCGUCGCCACUGGAGGCUCGGACUAUGCCUAAACACGUGCCUGAACAUUCGGUCAGCCAUCAGGUUGCCUACCUGUUGGGCUUUUGGGUCACAACUCACAAGCCCCACCUAACUUUAACUCCCCCUCUCAACAAAGGAAUCCGGCACUUGGUGCUUUGCUGGAGGCGUUUGCGAUCUGCGAUGCCGAAUGGUGAUUCUGGCCCAGGCUCCGCGCCUCCCCUGUUCUGGGCAUGGGCCUGAGCGGGCCAAGACGUGAGCAGGCGUGACAGCGUGUGUCAAAGUUACGCUGGCUGUGUCCAUCCUUUGAUGGCAUGUUACGCCCUGCCACUGGCUCGCUGGCUACGCCGCCAGAGCUCUUAGGCCUCAUGUGAUUAUGCCGCAAUGGCACGACCUACCGGCGCGACCCCAGUUGUUGUCCCGUGGCCAAACCCGCACAGCCUGCAUCCAGGUUCUGACAUGAAACGUGAGGCCAGCUGAGGUAUGUAGUUGCGAGUAAGGCUGUUUCGCGAGGACCUCGGUUGGGAGCCUGUGGCUACGGCAGGCAGCGGCACAAUCACAGCCUGAUAGGGACGCAGACUGCGGCCUUGCCUCAUGCUUUCCAGUUCCGUCGUUGGA